This is a messenger RNA of Setaria italica (foxtail millet), 1446 nucleotides long. Its product is annotated as E3 ubiquitin-protein ligase SINAT2. Gene Ontology annotation, cellular component: cytoplasm. The transcript is spliced from 4 exons. Bases 259 to 1191 code for a protein of 310 amino acids. Gene Ontology annotation, biological process: multicellular organism development; ubiquitin-dependent protein catabolic process. NCBI's taxonomy places the organism in Eukaryota, Viridiplantae, Streptophyta, Magnoliopsida, Poales, Poaceae. The record is from RefSeq and is a predicted model, not a curated record. Gene Ontology annotation, molecular function: protein binding; zinc ion binding; ubiquitin protein ligase activity.
CCGAGCCAAAAGCGGGAAACGCGCACCGGAAAACACACUAAUAAUUGAGUUGAAUCCAGCAAUCCCUCCUCCUGCUCGUUGGAAUCUCCUGGUCUAGCUAGCUUCCUCUACCCGAUUCGCGGCGUCUCCAGGUCGCGGCUGGCCGGGCGGAAUCUUCGUUGCUGCUGCCGGCUCCUCUAGCGCUGAUCACGAGGAAGAAAUGGAGUGGUGGGGUGCUCACGUUUUAUACUACUUCCGAACGUGAAAGGAGCUUUUACAAUGGCACCGGGGAGCAGCAUUGUGACUGUAGUCCCUGAGUCAGACUGUGGAGAUGAUGGGCUUUCUGAAGCACUUGGGAGUAUUAGGCUUGAUGUAGACUCUACCAGUAAACCAUGGUCUACAUCACUAGCCAAUGUUGCAUUAUCAUCACUGGCUGGCUUGAAUGAUUUGCUUGAAUGUCCAGUGUGUACAAACUCAAUGCGUCCACCUAUACUCCAGUGCCCAAAUGGCCACACGAUUUGCUCCAGCUGCAAGCAUAGGGUAGACAACCAUUGCCCAACUUGCCGCCAGGAACUGGGAAACAUCAGAUGCUUGGCUCUUGAGAAGGUGGCAGAACAACUUCAGCUUCCAUGCAAAUACCAAAGCAUGGGAUGCACAGAGAUUCACCCGUACAAGAACAAACUCAAGCAUGAGGAGCUCUGCAGGUUCAGGCCGUACAACUGUCCGUAUGCAGGUUCAGAGUGUCUGAUCACCGGUGAUGUCCCGUUUCUGGUGUCUCAUCUCAUCAAUGACCAUAAGGUGGACUUGCAUGAGGGAUGCACAUUUAACCACCGGUAUGUGAAGCCCAACCCUUACGAAGUGGAAAACGCUACAUGGAUGCUCACCGUCUUCAAGUGUUUUGGGCAGCACUUCUGCCUGCACUUCGAGGCUUUCCUGCUGGGGAUGGCACCAGUGUACAUGGCGUUCCUGCGGUUCAUGGGGGAGGAGAGCGAGGCGCAGGGCUUUGGGUAUAGCCUGGAGGUGGGCGGUGGCGGGAGGAAGCUGACAUGGCAGGGCACGCCGCGGAGCAUCAGGGACAGCCACCGGAAGGUGCGGGACAGCUUCGACGGCCUGAUCAUCCACAGGAACAUGGCGCUCUUCUUCUCGGGUGGCAGCCGGCAGGAGCUCAAGCUGCGGAUCACUGGCCGCAUCUGGAGGGAGCAAGCGCAAUGAGCCAAGGCAGUUUCUGCCCCUUGCCAUGGUUGAAAUUCCAUUCCAUGCUGAUCCUGCGCAUUUGCUGUACAAAAAUACUUUUGCCACGGUGGCCACUGUGUUGAAACCUGAUUAAACACGUGGGGACAGCCCCGGGAAAACCUGACUGACUGUCAAGCUCAAGUGUCAUGCACUCAUGCUAAUGAGGACCUCUCAUCCUCAUGAGGAAAACAGAAACUGCUACCAGCUUCAUCCAAAAAGUUUCUUUCAUGACCA